ACGCCUGGAACCCACGUCAAGGUUCCGCCAGUCCCGGGUGGUGACCGAGUCCCACCCACUCCCCGCGGCUGCCGUUCUGGUCCGUACAACCUUUCACCCUGCUGCGGUAUGAGCAAAGCGACGGCCUGCGCGGGACCCCAUGGAGGAGCAGGCGCGGCCGCCUGGCCGCCCGACCGCGAGUGCAGCCUUGUCGGGUAGCGCGCAUCCGGGAGGGGCGACUUCCACGGCCACCGCGGCCGCGCUGUCGUUCAGCUCCGUAGCCACCGUAACGCUGGGAAACCAGAGCGAUGCGGGCAGGCCUGAGGCGGGGGGGUCUCGGGGACCUACACCGCUGCUAUGGCACGGGGCAGCGGUGGCCGCUCAGGCGCUCGUGCUCCUGCUCAUCUUCUUGCUGUCUAGCCUGGGCAACUGCGCGGUGAUGGGGGUGAUCGUGAAGCAUCGGCAGCUGCGCACGGUCACCAAUUCCUUCAUCCUGUCGCUGUCCCUGUCGGACCUGCUCACCGCGCUGCUCUGCCUACCCGCCGCCUUCCUCGAUCUAUUCGCGCCACCCGGGGACUCCGGGCCCUGGCGCAGCUUCUGCGCGGCCAGCCGCUUCUUCAGUUCGUGUUUCGGCAUCGUGUCCACGUUCAGCGUGGCGCUCAUCUCGCUGGACCGCUACUGCGCCAUCGUGCGGCCGCCACGGGACAAGCUGGGCCGGAGGCGUGCGCUGCAGCUGCUGGCCGGCGCGUGGCUGGCUGCCCUCGGCUUCUCCCUGCCCUGGGAGCUGCUCAGGGCACCCCGGGAGCCCCCGGCUCCGCAGAGCUUCCACCGCUGCCUUUACAGAACCUCCCCAGACCCUGCGCAGCUGGGCGCCGCCUACAGCGUGGGACUGGUGGUGGCUUGCUACCUGCUGCCCUUCCUGCUGAUGUGUUUCUGUCGCUACCACAUCUGCAAGACAGUGCGCCUGUCGGACGUGCGCGUGCGGCCGAUGACCACCUACGCGCGCGUGCUGCGCUUCUUCAGCGAGGUGCGCACAGCCACCACCGUGCUCAUCAUGAUUAUCUUCGUCAUCUGCUGCUGGGGCCCCUACUGCUUCCUGGUGCUGCUGGCUGCGACCCGGCAGGGUCAGGCCACGCAGGCUCCCUCACUGCUCAAUGUGGCGGCUGUUUGGCUGACCUGGGCCAAUGGGGCUAUCAACCCGGUCAUAUACGCCAUCCGCAACCCCAACAUUUCCAUGCUCCUAGGACGCAACCGCGAAGAGGGGUACAGGACUGGGAACAUGGAUGCUUUUUUGCCUAGCCAAGGCCUAGGUUUUCAGGCCAGAAGUCGCAAUCGCCUUCGAAAUGGCUGUGCCAACAGGCUUGGGGCUUGCAACAGAAUACCUUCUUCUAACCCAACCAGUGGGUCAGGAGGAGAAGUGGUCAUGUGGGCUCGAAAAAAUCCAGUUGUGCUCUUCUUCCGAGAGGAUCCACCAGACCCAGUUAUGACAGUCGGCAAACAGCAGAAAUCUGAAACCAGGGACAGUAGCAUUUAAGAAGGGUUGGGGUGGACAGCUCGUAAUAGCAAAUUUCCACCUCUUUCAUUGAAUGAUGUGGGAAUCCGGGGAGAAUCCUUUAUUUCAUAAAGCCAAACAUUUAAAAACUAAAAAGACAGAAGUGGAAGAGUUACCACUUCAUUAUCAAACAUAAAAUGUAAAAGAAUGUUCCCUUUCUUCAAAAGCAGCCAAGGGAAUGUGAAAUGCAAAAAAAUCAAAAACAAUCUUAAACCACUCAACCAAGGCAUACGUGCUAAAAAGCAACAAAAAAAUAAAAUUCACAGUUACUGAAGAUCUCAUGUUACAGGAAUCACACUGUGAGACAAAAAUCAUUGAACUGAACUUAACAGUUCAGUUGUUCUGAACUUGUAUUCAAAUGCUGUUUGUUUGUUUGUUUGUUUGUUUGCUUUUAAUGACCUAUGUCCCUUGGAUCUGUCUGAAGACCCCUGUACUUUCACCAGCAUUCAGCAAAACUUCAGGCUCCAGAGCCUGCAAGUCUGACCUGCUUUGGGGGCUUAGAGCAGAAAUGUCAUUAACCAGAUUGAUGCGCUCGCUCUCCUUCCCAGAAUUUUUGUGCAAGAUUUUAAAUUUGGAGUUUAUUUUAAACCACUUUUGGAUUUUGUAAAUGUCAUUUAUUACUAGAUAUAAUUCAGUGUUCCAAAGGGCAAAGUGAACAUACUGUGGUUGUUUAAACAGAAGACUAAUAUUAUAUAUAAAAACCAAUGUUUCUUCUAAGCCCAUUUUAACCUCCAAAUUAUCUGUCUUGGAAAACCCUGGCUGUGUCCUUCCUUUAAACUGUUCCUGUUUGAUAGCUUGUAUGAAUGCCGCUCCAAAUGUUUUAAUUAAAAAAAAAUAAUAAUUUUCAUACUAGAAAAGUAAUUCUCAAUGCUCACCAGAUAAGAUGCCUGGAGGAGACUCUCAGACCUGCUGAGCUUCCUGCAAGUCAUGGCUACAGCUUCUGUGUGUCAUCACCCAUGAUGGAGUGGGAUUUUGGCAAUGCAGCUGCUGGGAGGUGUCCAUAUUCUUAUAAGUAGCCCCAAUAAAUUCACUGACUCACCAAGUUUAAAAAAAAAAAAAAGUAAUUCUCUAUUGGGGUAACUUUUUUUUAUAGAGCCCAAGCUAUAAUUUGAAAUCAAAUUCUUUGAAUAUAGUGAGUGAUGCUAAAUAUGUAUGUAGGCAUAUAUAUUAUACACACAUAUUAUACAUUUAGUACCAGCUUUCCUAUUUAGCCUUUAACUGCCAAAUGUGAUUCCAAAUGGAAUUCUAAAAGUAGUUUGAAAAGUAUGAGCACAUUCUUGGAAUAGCCAUAGAACAUCCUAGGAGGACAUACAUUCGAUUUAGAAGUUUGGGUAUGUUUUAGUAGCAGAUUGCUGCUUUACAGGUAUGGCUUAUGUAGAAUAUUAUAGUCAUCAUUAGUAUGAUAAUUGGUUCGGGGUUACAAGGUGGAAUAAAAAUCCAUUGGCUCAAGGUUGGAGAGACACCUCAAGCCAACUGAAAAUAUUUUCAGAAACUUGCAAAAAAUUUUGUAGUAACUCAGAAGCACAAUCUAAGCUUUGUAUAUGUGAAAUUUCUCACACUGAAUGUCACCUUGGACUUCUUGCCAUCCCUGACUCGGCUUCUCUUUCAUCCAGUAUUCCAUAGCUUCAGCUGAAUAAGCACUUUAAAAAGUUUGAAAAUGCAUCUGUUAUGUGAAGAUUUCACUGUGAACUAGCCAGCAUUACAUAAAUGUAAAGCAUUUAAAGCAUUUAAGAUGUACAUUCUCAUGUGGGGUAGGUGAGGGUACAACAUUGUUUUGUAAUCAAAGAUGGAAAUACAUGAUUCUUGUCUUGACAAGCAAA
Molecule: messenger RNA, 3351 nt
Organism: Mastomys coucha (southern multimammate mouse)
Lineage: Eukaryota; Metazoa; Chordata; Mammalia; Rodentia; Muridae
Gene: Gpr135
Product: G protein-coupled receptor 135
Exons: 1
Coding region: 140-1513 (457 amino acids)
Biological process (GO): G protein-coupled receptor signaling pathway
Cellular component (GO): membrane
Molecular function (GO): G protein-coupled receptor activity
Source: RefSeq, a predicted model, not a curated record